This is a messenger RNA of Carcharodon carcharias (great white shark), 1383 nucleotides long. It is a transcript of the gene rmdn1, whose product is annotated as regulator of microtubule dynamics 1. Gene Ontology annotation, cellular component: mitotic spindle pole; cytoplasm; spindle microtubule. Bases 415 to 1179 code for a protein of 254 amino acids. Gene Ontology annotation, molecular function: microtubule binding. The record is from RefSeq and is a predicted model, not a curated record. The transcript has 10 exons. NCBI's taxonomy places the organism in Eukaryota, Metazoa, Chordata, Chondrichthyes, Lamniformes, Lamnidae.
GAUCCUGGAUUGAAUCGGGACUGCGCGCUCUCGGUGUGAUCCUGGAUUGAAUCGGGACUGGGCGCUCUCGGUGUGAUCCUGGAUUGAAUCGGGACUGGGAGUUCUCAGUAUGAUCCUGGAUUGAAUCGGGACUUGGCGCUCUCGGUGUGAUCCUGGAUUGAAUCGGGACUGCGCGCUCUCGGUGUGAUCCUGGAUUGAAUCGGGACUGCGCGCUCUCGGUGUGAUCCUGGAUUGAAUCGGGACUGCGCGCUCUCGGUGUGAUCCUGGAUUGAAUCGGGACUGCGCGCUCUCGGUGUGAUCCUGGAUUGAAUCGGGACUGCGCGCUCUCGGUGUGCUCCUGGACUGAAUCGGGACGGGGCGCUCUCGGUUUUGGGAGGUGCUAUAAAUUUAGGAAGAGGACUUACUCUAACAUUAAUGACCUUUCUGGGUUAUGAAGCUUACAGAAACUUUCCAGGACCUCUAAUAGUUCAUGCUGAUCAAAAAGUGGAAGAAAUUAUAGACCAGGCUGACUAUCUUUAUGGCACUGGAGAAGUGGCUAAACUUUAUCACCUCCUUAUUGAACACAAGAACAGUACAGAUGGUGAGAUUCUGUGGCGCCUGGCUCGUGCAUCACGUGACUUGGCUCAACUGGAAAACACCUCCAUGGAAAAGAAGAAGCAGCUGACAUAUGAAGCUUUGGAGUUUGCUAAGAAGGCACUGGAGAAAAAUGAACUGAGCUUUGCAGCUCAUAAGUGGUAUGCUAUUUGCAUCAGUGACGUUGGAGACUACGAGGGCACCAAGGCUAAGAUUGCAAAUGCCUAUGUCAUUAAAGAACAUUUUCAGAAAGCCAUUGAGCUUAAUCCCAAAGAUGCAACGUCAAUUCAUUUAAUGGGAUUAUGGUGUUUCACAUUUGCAGAGUUGCCCUGGGUCCAACAGAAAAUAGCUGCUAUGUUCUUUGCCACACCACCAAGCUCCACUUACAAAGAGGCUCUCCAAUAUUUUAACAAAGCUGAGGAAGCUGAUCCAAAUUUCUACAGUAAAAACUUAUUAAUGAUGGGUAAAACUUACAUGAAAUUAAAAAACGAGAAACUGGCUCUGUUGUGGCUGACAAAAGCAAGAGACUACCCAGCACGUAAUGAAGAAGACAAGCAGGUUCAAAAAGAAGCUACAGAAUUAUUGAAGUCGAUCAAACGGGGUUGAGCACCGUCUCAAACCAAUCUAGUCCAUUAAGGCAGAUGACCAGUGAAUUGUGUUGCAAGAUUAAUUUUGAAAAAUAAAUUAUUUGAUUUCUCACAACAUCCAGUAAAUUAAAAGGAUUUUUAUUAAAUGUUAAUCACAAAAGAAUUCUACAUGAUGAAAUUGUACAGGCCUGACACAGCAUUAACCAAAUAAAGUGUUUAUAUA